AUGUCUGGCGCAAGUCUUCACAAUGCCCUUCUCCGACCACCAAUUAUCCAGAUUCUACGCGCAACUGGCUUUCAUGCCACAUGCCCGUCAGUUCUAGACACACUUGCGGACCUUACUGCCCGAUACAUAAUGCUUCUUGCCUCCUCAGCGUCAGAUCACGCCGCGAACGCCCAUCCAGAGGAUCCGAUACCCGUGUUAGAAGACGUCUACCAAGCGCUGCAGGACGCUGGCGCACUGCGACCACAAUUACAAGAGUGGGAAGAAUGGUGGGAAGGAGAGGAAGACAUGCGGGGACUGGAAGGGUUCCUUUCAUGGUUCACGGGUCCUUCGAACAGCGAAAUUCGACGUAUCGCUGGUUUCGUUCCUAGUGAAGGUGAUGUGGUCGAUACCGAUUCCCUCGAGAAGGAGGACUACCUUACGGCCUUGAAAAAGAAACAUAGUAAAACGGGAGAGGAAUCUCGAUAUGCUGGUACUAUUCUUGGGAAAAACGCCGAAGAACAUCCGGUUGUCAUCGAGGGAGGUGCGCCCACAAUCCAGGAAUGGAGCUCUCAGAUGCGAUCACGAGCGCCUUAUAUGGCGGAUAGCGACUCAUCGGGUGUCAGCAGUGCUCCGAGCAAUCUAUCCGAUACCGAAGGCAUGGAUGUAUGA
Molecule: messenger RNA, 648 nt
Organism: Aspergillus puulaauensis
Lineage: Eukaryota; Fungi; Ascomycota; Eurotiomycetes; Eurotiales; Aspergillaceae
Product: Bromodomain associated domain protein
Exons: 1
Coding region: 1-648 (215 amino acids)
Molecular function (GO): protein heterodimerization activity
Source: RefSeq, a predicted model, not a curated record